Messenger RNA from Neopelma chrysocephalum (saffron-crested tyrant-manakin), 757 nucleotides. It is a transcript of the gene CD99, whose product is annotated as CD99 molecule (Xg blood group). Gene Ontology annotation, biological process: homotypic cell-cell adhesion; T cell extravasation; positive regulation of neutrophil extravasation. The transcript is spliced from 11 exons. NCBI's taxonomy places the organism in Eukaryota, Metazoa, Chordata, Aves, Passeriformes, Pipridae. The record is from RefSeq and is a predicted model, not a curated record. Bases 91 to 663 code for a protein of 190 amino acids.
GGCCCGGCGGGAGCAGCUGCGGCGGGAGUCGGGAGCGGCUGUCAGGGCGCGGGCAGAGUCUGUGUGUGUGUGUUUGUGGGGCGGGCAGCCAUGCGGCGCUGGAGACUCCUUCUCUUCUCCGUGCUCCUCGGCGUGCUGGUCUCCGUCAGAGGCAAUAUUGAUGACUUCAACUUAGAAGAUGCACUUGGAGAGAUAAAGACGACAAAGAAGCCUCUUCCAUCCCAGAAGACACCAACACAGGACUUAGAUGAUUUUAACUUAGAUGAUGCUCUUCAUCCUGAUGGUCCCAAGCCAAAUCCUCCUGCAAAACCUAAAGACACUGAUAACCCCAAGCAAGAUCAACCUAAAGACACUGGCACAUUUGAUGAUACAGAUCUAUUUGAUGGCAGUUUACCAAAAGGCGGAGGUGAUGGUAGUGGCAGCAAUGAACGAAGGGGCCAAACUCCAAAUAAUGGCCAAGAAGAUGAGGCUUCUCAGGGAGCAAUAGCUGGAAUUGUAAGUGCCGUGGCUGCUACUGUAAUUGGAGCAGUAUCUAGUUUCAUUGCUUACCAGAAGAAGAAACUCUGUUUCAAACAAAGCGCAGAUGAAGAGAAUGUGAAUAUGGAUAGCCAUAGGGGAGCACAAUCUGAGCCACCUGUUCAGCGCACACUUCUGGAGAACUAAAUUAAAGAAAAUGUGAUGAAGAACAGAUCUUGAAACUGGAUAGAGAACCUGCAUUCUGCCUGAAAAAAACCAAAAGGACACAAAAAAAGCAUAA